AUGACGAAGACACCAUGCAAUAUCGAAGGUCUAAAGAAGGGUGCAUGGACUACUGAAGAAGAUAAAAAACUCAUUGAUUGGAUCAAAGAACACGGUGAGGGUGGAUGGCGCACCCUACCACAAAGAGCAGGUUUACAAAGAUGCGGAAAAAGUUGCAGAUUAAGAUGGACUAAUUAUCUCCGACCUAAUAUCAAGAGAGGAGAGUUUAGUCAACAAGAAAAGCAAACCAUCAUUCAACUCCAUGCUGCUAAUGGGAACAAGUGGUCCUUUAUAGCUAGACACUUACCAGGUAGAACAGAUAACGAAAUUAAAAACUAUUUGAACACACACAUCAAGAAAGAGUUGGUUAAGACAUGUGUAGGUCAUAUGACUCAUAAGUUUGUUAACCUAUCUCCUGGUAGCUCGUCAACACCUAGCACUAGUAAUGCUUUUGUUAUGGACCAUGAGCACAUUUUGCUACAUCAGUCGUCCAAGUCCAUUUCAUUAUCUGCCAAGUUGCUUAAUAAAGUAGCAACCAAGCUUGCUCCUACUAUCACUCAUGUUGUUCUAUCUAAACUAAUAGAAGGACAUGAUGGUUGUAAAGGAGGACCAAAAAUGCUUACUUCCACUUCCACUUCUAGGCUUCUCAAUAAAAUGGCCACAAACCUCACUUGCAUUAAACAAACCUUAUCAAAAUCUAUAGAAAAUGGCCUUCUUAAUGAUGCCCAUUGUAGCAGUGGCUAUGCAAGUGAUGAUAUGGGCAAUGGAUUUUAUGCGGAAAACUCUUUAUCUUCAUCUACAUCAAACUUAUCAGACAGUGCGUUACAAGAGAUGUCAGUGGCUACUACAAGUCUUUUGUCUUCGUGUUAUAAUUUCGAUCAUCUUGACAUGACAUUGCAAAAUUGUUGGGAAGGGGUCUCUAAAAAAAAUGAUGUUGUUGAGCAAGACUUUGACAUGAACUACGGUAAUAUUGUGACUCCUAUGUCUACAAUAAACUUGUUGGAAGGACAUGAUCAAUAUUCAAGGUUAGAAACCAUUAACUUUGAAGAAGACAAUAAUGUUAAAGAAGACUGGACAAACUUUUUUCUUGAUAAAUUUGAUGAGCAAUUGCCCGCCAUGAGCAGAGAUGAUAGCAACAUGAUCAAUUAUGUUGGUCAUGACAGCAGUAUUGAUCAAGAUAAUAAUAUUUGCCACUGGACUGAUGAUUUUGAUUUUAAAAACUGUGCAUUGUCGAGUUAUGAUUCACUCGAUUCUCUAUUGUCCUUUGGCACUGAUGAUGAUAGAGUGACUACCUCUAUUCUACCUUACUAUAAUUAUGAGAAUCUCGAGUAA
Carica papaya (papaya) is the source of this 1311-nucleotide messenger RNA. The record is from RefSeq and is a predicted model, not a curated record. NCBI's taxonomy places the organism in Eukaryota, Viridiplantae, Streptophyta, Magnoliopsida, Brassicales, Caricaceae.